AUAAUCAAAUACCGAAUGCCUAGGCAUGUUAGCAGACCGAACCAUUGCGAUGACAGCAGGCUGAAGCAGAGAACAAACUACUCAGUGGAAAUUGGAAUGAUGGCGCUCAGACGAGCUUUGCAUUUUGUGUUUAAAGUAGGAGACAGAAACAAAACUGCCAUCUUUUACAGAGAUGUGCUGGGUAUGAAGAUUUUACGACAUGAGGAAUUUGAAGAGGGUUGCAAAGCAACAUGCAAUGGGCCGUAUGAUGGAAAAUGGAGUAAAACAAUGGUGGGUUUUGGGCCAGAGGAUGAGCAUUUUGUUGCAGAACUAACAUACAAUUAUGGUGUAGGAGAAUACAAACUUGGGAAUGACUUUUUGGGCUUCACCAUACAGUCAAGUCAGGCUAUCGGCAACGCCAAGAGGUUAGGCUGGCCUAUGACUUUGGUUGGCGAGGCACUUUACAUGACAGAAGCUCCUGGAGGAUAUCGCUUCUACCUUCUGGACAAAGAGCAGCCAGUGGGAGACCCAGUACAGAAAGUCUCCUUGGCUGUGUCUGACUUGCAACGUUCUAUACAUUACUGGUCCUCACUGCUGGGGAUGAAAGUGAUGGAGAAAAGUGAGGAGAUGAAAAGUGUGCUGAUGGGAUUUUCAGACAGUCAGUGUAAACUGGAGCUACGAGACAUCGGCGCUCCUGUGGAUCAUGGAACUGCUUUUGGAAGGAUUGCAUUCUCCUGCCCACGAGAAGAGUUACCUGAUAUUGAGGCACUGAUAAAGAAGGAACAGCAAAAGAUUUUGACACCACUUGUCAGCUUGGACACUCCUGGAAAGGCGACUGUAGAAGUGGUCAUUCUGGCUGAUCCUGAUGGGCAUGAGAUCUGCUUUGUGGGUGAUGAAGCGUUCCACCAGCUCUCUGCUUUUGACCCCAAUGGAAAUGCAUUGCUUGAUAAGGCCAUGGCUGCCGAUAAAAGUGAUGAAUGGUUUGCUAAACACAACAAGCAGAAGGCAUCAGUGUAACAUCUUUCAUUGUUGUAACUGCUUGUUUCAUUUAACUUGCAAUGUUAUUGUUGAUCUGAUUAAAACCACACAUCCCAUAGAGAGGAAACUGCGGGGGGAAAAGUAUUACUUCCUGAACCCAUAUAAUAAUUCUUUUUUUCUCAUGUCUCUUUCUGCUCAUUAUUGUUGAUAUGUUGAUAACUUGACGAUUAAAUAUUCUAUAGCCACCUGUA
Molecule: messenger RNA, 1208 nt
Organism: Trichomycterus rosablanca
Lineage: Eukaryota; Metazoa; Chordata; Actinopteri; Siluriformes; Trichomycteridae
Gene: glod4
Product: glyoxalase domain containing 4
Exons: 9
Coding region: 16-996 (326 amino acids)
Source: RefSeq, a predicted model, not a curated record